AUGCCUGUUCGCAGGGGGCAUGUGGCACCACAAAACACAUUUUUGGGGACAAUCAUACGGAAAUUUGAAGGGCAAAAUAAAAAAUUUAUCAUUGCAAAUGCCAGAGUGCAGAACUGUGCCAUCAUCUACUGCAACGAUGGGUUCUGCGAGAUGACUGGUUUCUCCAGGCCAGAUGUCAUGCAAAAGCCAUGCACCUGCGACUUCCUCCAUGGGCCCGAGACCAAGAGGCAUGAUAUUGCCCAAAUUGCCCAGGCGUUGCUGGGGUCAGAGGAGAGGAAAGUGGAGGUCACCUACUAUCACAAAAAUGGUUCUACUUUCAUUUGUAACACUCACAUCAUUCCAGUGAAAAACCAAGAGGGCGUGGCUAUGAUGUUCAUCAUUAAUUUUGAAUAUGUGUCAGAUGAAGAAAAUUCUGCUUCCCCAGAGAGGCUAAAUACAAUAUUACCAGUCAAAACUGUAAACCGGAAACUUUUUGGGUUCAAGUUCCCUGGUCUGAGAGUUCUCACUUACAGAAAGCAAUCUUUACCACAAGAAGAUCCCGAUGUGGUAGUGAUCGAUUCAUCUAAGCACAGCGAUGAUUCCGUAGCCAUGAAGCACUUUAAGUCUCCUACUAAAGAAAGCUGCAGCCCCUCGGAAGCAGAUGAUACAAAAGCCUUGAUACAGCCCAGCAAAUGUUCCCCCUUGGUGAAUAUAUCCGGACCUCUUGACCAUUCCUCUCCCAAAAGGCAAUGGGACCGACUCUAUCCCGACAUGCUGCAGUCAAGCUCCCAGCUGACUCAUUCCAGAUCAAAGGAAAGCAUUUGUAGUAUACGGAGGGCUUCAUCGGUUCAGGAUAUAGAAGGAUUCAGUGUCCACCCCAAGAACAUAUUUAGAGACCGACAUGCCAGUGAAGACAAUGGUCGCAAUGUUAAAGGGCCUUUUAAUCAUAUCAAGUCAAGCCUCCUGGGAUCCACGUCGGAUUCAAACCUCAACAAAUACAGCACCAUUAACAAGAUUCCACAGCUCACUCUGAAUUUUUCAGAUGUCAAAACUGAAAAAAAGAACACAUCCCCUCCUUCUUCAGAUAAAACCAUUAUUGCACCCAAAGUUAAAGAUCGAACACACAAUGUGACAGAGAAAGUUACCCAGGUUCUCUCUUUAGGAGCAGAUGUCCUACCAGAAUAUAAACUGCAGACACCACGCAUCAACAAGUUUACAAUAUUGCACUACAGUCCUUUCAAGGCCGUCUGGGAUUGGCUUAUUCUGCUGUUGGUCAUAUACACUGCUAUAUUCACUCCCUACUCUGCAGCCUUUCUCCUCAAUGACAGAGAAGAACAGAAAAGACGAGAAUGUGGCUAUUCCUGUAGCCCUUUGAAUGUGGUAGACUUGAUUGUGGAUAUUAUGUUUAUCAUAGAUAUUCUAAUAAACUUCAGAACAACAUAUGUAAAUCAAAAUGAAGAAGUGGUAAGUGAUCCAGCCAAAAUAGCAAUACACUACUUCAAAGGCUGGUUCCUGAUUGACAUGGUUGCAGCAAUUCCUUUUGACUUGCUGAUUUUUGGAUCUGGUUCUGAUGAGACAACAACAUUAAUUGGUCUUUUGAAGACAGCUCGACUCCUUCGUCUUGUGAGAGUGGCCCGAAAACUUGAUCGAUAUUCAGAAUAUGGGGCUGCUGUUCUAAUGCUCUUAAUGUGCAUAUUUGCCCUGAUUGCUCACUGGCUGGCUUGUAUUUGGUAUGCGAUUGGGAACGUAGAAAGGCCCUACCUGACUGACAAAAUCGGAUGGUUGGAUUCCUUAGGACAACAAAUUGGGAAACGUUACAAUGACAGUGACUCAAGUUCUGGGCCAUCCAUUAAAGACAAAUAUGUCACAGCACUUUAUUUUACCUUCAGCAGUUUAACGAGUGUAGGAUUUGGGAAUGUGUCGCCUAACACCAAUUCGGAGAAAAUCUUUUCAAUUUGUGUCAUGUUGAUUGGCUCACUAAUGUAUGCAAGCAUUUUUGGGAACGUAUCAGCAAUUAUCCAAAGACUAUACUCCGGAACUGCCAGGUACCACAUGCAGAUGCUGCGAGUAAAAGAGUUCAUUCGCUUUCACCAAAUCCCCAACCCUCUGAGGCAACGGCUUGAAGAAUAUUUCCAGCAUGCAUGGACUUACACCAAUGGCAUUGACAUGAACAUGGUCCUAAAGGGUUUCCCAGAAUGUUUACAAGCUGACAUUUGUCUACAUCUCAACCAGACUUUGCUGCAAAACUGCAAAGCCUUUCGAGGGGCAAGUAAAGGUUGCCUUAGAGCUUUGGCAAUGAAGUUCAAGACCACCCAUGCACCUCCAGGAGAUACCCUGGUUCACUGUGGGGACGUCCUCACUGCACUUUAUUUCUUAUCCAGAGGCUCCAUUGAAAUCCUCAAAGAUGACAUUGUGGUAGCUAUUCUGGGAAAAAAUGAUAUAUUUGGAGAAAUGGUUCAUCUUUAUGCCAAACCUGGAAAGUCUAAUGCAGAUGUAAGAGCUCUCACGUACUGUGACUUGCAUAAGAUCCAGAGAGAAGACUUGCUAGAGGUUUUGGACAUGUAUCCUGAGUUUUCUGAUCACUUUCUCACAAACCUAGAGUUGACUUUCAACCUAAGGCAUGAAAGUGCAAAGGCUGAUCUCUUAUUACAAUCCCAGUCCAUGAAUGAUUCUGAAGGAGACAACUGUAAACUACGCAGAAGGAGAUUGUCAUUUGAUAGUGAAGGAGAGAAAGGAAGCACUACAAAUGAUCCCGAAGACUCUGUAGAUACCAUAAGACAUUAUCAGAGGUCCAAGAAACACUUUGAAGAGAAAAAAAGCAGAUCUUCAUCUUUCAUCUCCUCUAUUGACGAUGAACAAAAGCCUCUCUUCUCAGGAAUUGUAGAUUCUCCUCCAGAAAUAGGGAAAGUAACUGGACUUGAUCUUGAAGAAACAGUACCCACCUCAGGAAGAAUUCCCAUAGAUAAAAGAAGUCACUCUUGCAAAGAUAUCGCUGACACCAGAAGCUGGGAAAGAGAGACUGCCGGAACUCAGGCUGAUGAGUCUAGUCCCUCAGCGCUUCCGAGAGCUGCCUGGGGCAUCUCUGAAACCGAAAGUGACCUCGCCUACGGAGAAGUGGAGCAAAGAUUAGAUCUGCUCCAAGAACAGCUUAACAGACUUGAAUCCCAAAUGACUGCAGACGUCCAGACCAUCUUACAGCUGCUGCAGAAACAAACCACUGUGGUCCCCCCAGCCUACAGUAUGGUAACUACAGGAACAGAGUAUCAGAGACCCGUCAUCCGCCUGAUGAGAACCAGUCAUCCGGUAGCAUCCAUCAAGACGGAUCGAAGUUUCAGUCCUUCCUCACAAUGUCCUGAAUUUCUAGACCUUGAAAAAUCUAAACUUAAAUCCAAAGAAUCCCUCUCAAGUGGGGUGCAUCUGAACACAGCUUCGGAAGACAACUUGACUUCACUUUUAAAACAAGACAGUGAUCUCUCUUUAGAGCUUCACCCCCCGAGGCAAAGAAAAACUUGCCUUCAUCCAAUUAGGCAUCCUUCUUUGACAGAUUCAUCCCUAAGCACUGUAGGAAUCUUGGGUCUUCAUAGGCAUGUUUCUGAUCCUGGUCUUCCGGGGAAAUAA
This is a messenger RNA of Lagenorhynchus albirostris (white-beaked dolphin), 3597 nucleotides long. It is a transcript of the gene KCNH7, whose product is annotated as potassium voltage-gated channel subfamily H member 7. The coding region runs from base 1 to 3597 and encodes 1198 amino acids. The record is from RefSeq and is a predicted model, not a curated record. Gene Ontology annotation, molecular function: inward rectifier potassium channel activity. NCBI's taxonomy places the organism in Eukaryota, Metazoa, Chordata, Mammalia, Artiodactyla, Delphinidae. The transcript has 16 exons. Gene Ontology annotation, cellular component: membrane. Gene Ontology annotation, biological process: potassium ion transmembrane transport; membrane repolarization during action potential.